AUGUCCCCCCACAGCGAGGUUUCUUUCACCGGCUCUGAGGCUCCGGCCUCUAACGGCCACAGCAACGACACCAACGGAUAUACCAACGGAACCAAUGGUGUAAGCAACGGCCACAACGGCUACACCAACGGCAACGACUCUGCUCCUGCUGCCCGCCACGGGCCCCGUGUUCACAAGGAGCGAUCCCCUUACCUUGAGAGCGCCCCUGCGGACUCGGAGUUUGACCUCAUCUGUGCCGGUUUCGGCCCUGCUUCUCUGGCUGUGGCUGUUGCCAUUCACGAUGCCAUCGCCGAAGGCAAGAAGCUCCGCCCUGAUGGCGCUGCUCCCAAGGUCCUCUUCCUUGAGAAGCAGGCCAAGUUCGCCUGGCACGCCGGUAUGCUUCUUCCUGGAGCCAAGAUGCAAAUCUCCUUCAUCAAGGACAUGGCCACUCUUCGCAACCCCCGAUCUGAGUUUACCUUCCUUAACUACCUCCACUCCCAGGGCCGCCUGGUUGACUUCACUAACCUGAGCACUUUCCUGCCCGCCCGUACCGAGUAUGAAGAUUACCUCCGCUGGUGUUCUUCUUGGUUCGACCACGUUGUGAGCUACAACAACGAGGUUCUCUCCAUCUCCCCCGAGAGCAGGGAAGCUGGUGCUGUCAAGACCUUCGCGGUCCAAGCCCGCAAUGGCAAGACUGGUCAGGUUCAAUCUUUCCGCAGCCGUCACGUUCUUGUUGCUGCCGGUGGCCAGCCCUCACUACCCAAGAGCCUCCCCGUCAAGCACCCUCGUGUUUUGCACUCGUCUCAAUUCGCCAACUACGCCCCUCAGAUUCUCAGCAAGCAGAAUGCUCCUUACCGCGUUGCUGUCAUUGGCGCUGGCCAGAGCGCCGCCGAGAUCUUCAACAACGUUCAGAACCUAUACCCCAACUCCAAGACCUACCUCAUCAUGCGUCAAGAGUUCCUCCGACCCAGCGAUGACUCUCCAUUCGUCAACUCCAUCUUCAACCCUGACUACAUCAACAACCUCUGGCCCCGAUCUGUUAAGGCUCGUGAGACUCUUUUGACCGAAGCCCGUGCCACCAACUACGGUGUCGUGCGCUUGGAGCUUAUCGAGCACCUCUUUGAGAAGAUGUAUGACCAGAAGCGUGAGAUUAGCGACGAUGAGACUCAAUGGCCCCACCGCAUCCUUAAUGGUCGUGAGAUUGCCAGCGUCGACACCAAGGGUGACGCUCUUGAGAUCAAGGUUCAGCGCGUAACUGAUGGUCCUCUUGACGGCUUUGUCGAACAGGAGACUUUCGACGUUGAUCUAAUUAUCGCUGCCACCGGCUACAAGCGAAGCGCUCACGUCGAUAUGCUCAAGGAUGCCUGGACCAUGCUCCCCAAGACCGUGUCAGGACGCACCGAGUCCCCCAAGGGCGUUAACGGCUGGAACGUCGAGACACAAGAUGGCGAGCGUAAGCUGGCUGUUGGAAGAGAUUACCGCGUCAAGUUCUCCCCAGGCAGUGUCGCCGAGGACUCUGGUGUUUGGCUGCAGGGCUGCUGUGAGGGUACUCACGGGCUGAGCGAUACUCUCCUCUCGGUCCUGAGCACUCGUUCGGGCGACAUUGUCGAGUCUAUUUUCAAGCAAUAA
Molecule: messenger RNA, 1608 nt
Organism: Fusarium sp. VM40
Lineage: Eukaryota; Fungi; Ascomycota; Sordariomycetes; Hypocreales; Nectriaceae
Source: the annotation of a GenBank genome assembly